UGUGGCUUUCCACAUUUAAUUCAUUGUUGACAAAGUACUAUCUUGCUUCUUUUUAGAUGCUUUGUAUUAUAUUAACAAGUGUAACUUACACUUAAUUAGGGUUCCUUCCAUUAUGUGUGUAAUUUUGAGUAUUAUUGACGAGUUACUUUCUCUGAUCUUCGACCUAGAGAAUUUAUAAAGUCCGUAAGACCUUUGGUAAAAAAAAAAUAUAUAUAAACGAUUUACGAAUGGGAUAAUUAACUUAACAUGUUGAAAGAAGAUUUAUGUAUUCGAUUUUGAUUUCAAUAUGAAGAUAUAUACACAGAGAAGGUCCAAAACUCAUUGAUUUCUUAAAAAAAAGAGUUUAAAAUAUUAAGAGUUUGUCUUUUUAACAUGAAUUAAUUACACAGUAAUAGGGUUCUAGGCUAGUAGCCCUAGCAUCUCCUUUCACUCAGGAAAUGUCCCUCUCAUCUCUCUCUUUCAUCACACACACACACACACACAAACACAUACACAAACCACAAACACUUUCACUCUGGUUUGGUUUAGUUAAAACCCCUUAAGCCCACACUACCUAUAUCUUUGUAAGGUCACAAGACCCACUUUGUUUAUUUAGUUUCUACACGCAGAGGGAGAAGAGAGAGAGAGAAAUGAGAGGGUUUGUGGCAGAUAAACUGAUAGAAAACUUCCCAACCUCUCUUCUUUAACUUUUACUACUCUCAUUUUUCUCUUCCUUUUGUGGUGCAGCCUCCAACUGAAAGUCCCCUAUAAGAUAUAUCCUCAAUUAUUCUAGCUCUUGGAGAGAAGUCUUAUCUCACGCCAAUCUCUCAUUUCCCACUAUGAGGAAUGAGGAUAAUUACCUAGACCUCAACAAUCUGCCAGAUGAUUCUUAUAGAGAUGGCAAUAAGCAAACCCUGGAGGAAGGUUCUUCCUCUGGUCAAAGAAAGAAGAAAGGUAGUAAAGAAGGGAAAGAUGAGAGCGGGAAGGUGUAUGAAUGUCGAUUUUGUUCACUGAAGUUCUGCAAAUCCCAAGCUCUUGGUGGCCACAUGAAUCGCCACCGACAAGAGAGGGAGACGGAGACAUUGAAUCAAGCCCGUCAAUUGGUCUACCGUAACGAUACCUUAACCCCACCAGGAAUUACACCUUUCGGAUAUCAAACCGCAGAUCCAACAAUAUACCGGUCGGUUUACUCUUCACCGAUGCUAUAUACCGGAAGCUCCUCAACAAACUUGGUUCCCCAACCGCUUCAACCACCAUAUCAAUACUCUUCAAACCAAUACUCGCCCUACAACAACAUGAAUGAUUAUUACUUCAGCCAAUCCUUUCGAGGCAAUAGAAGCAUCUCUCCAAACCCUAAUCUUCCCACAACAACAACCGUUAAUUACAUGGCUGGUGGUCCUGUGGAAUCAAGCUACACUUGCGUCGGUGAACCCAUUGAUCAGACCGGUUUUUCUAACCGUGGCUCCGCCAUAGUCCGUGCGCCCCCGCUGGAACCGCCACAAGUUCGUGAUGGUGACGCUUCACGGCAGCGUUUGGAUCACUCUCUUAGGUUACCAAUGAACCGGUUUCAAGAUCAUCACUCGCUCUGAGUUUUAACAUGUUCCCUCUGCUUCUGCUUCUUUUAUUUAUUUAUUUUCUUCUCUUAGGGUAUUUUCUUGUUCUCUUAUUUUGUUUAAGUCGUCGAGAAAGUAGGGUCUCGAAUUGUCUAAACGCCACGGAUCCUACAUGUGUUGUCAGCCAAUUGUCCGCUUGUUGUUGUUGUUGUUGUUCUUUUUUCUUCUAUUUUAGUUGAAAUAAAGAUAUUAGGAUCUAA
Messenger RNA from Brassica napus (rape), 1792 nucleotides. Its product is annotated as zinc finger protein JAGGED. The transcript has 5 exons. The record is from RefSeq and is a predicted model, not a curated record. NCBI's taxonomy places the organism in Eukaryota, Viridiplantae, Streptophyta, Magnoliopsida, Brassicales, Brassicaceae. Gene Ontology annotation, molecular function: DNA-binding transcription factor activity. The coding region runs from base 819 to 1568 and encodes 249 amino acids.